Messenger RNA from Triticum aestivum (bread wheat), 2140 nucleotides. RefSeq lists its product as uncharacterized. Bases 1286 to 2038 code for a protein of 250 amino acids. The transcript is spliced from 2 exons. NCBI's taxonomy places the organism in Eukaryota, Viridiplantae, Streptophyta, Magnoliopsida, Poales, Poaceae. The record is from RefSeq and is a predicted model, not a curated record.
CUAAAUCUCACCUUCCCCACCCUAGAAGCAAAACCAACUCUAGGUUCAUUUGUUGGAUCCGGAAAGACCUGAUUGACAGCAACACAUUUACUGCCGCCGACUGCUUCCCAGCCUCGAUUCGUCCGUUUGAUCCUCCACCAAGAAAGAUCAAGGUUGCGAGAGAGGGGAUUGGACCCGGUUCUCUGUCGUUUGCGGAGGUAGUGAAGCGUGGUGCUGCGAUGGCUGAUCGUCGAGCUGGAAGCAGCGGCAACCCUACCGCCGGUCAGUCUAAGGUGCCGGUGCAGAAGGCUACCUCCUUUGCUGGGCGCAAGCAGCCAUCUGUUCCGCCGGCAAAGGAACAAGUCCAUGCACCAAAACCAGCUAGAUCCACUACUUCGACUGCGGGCUCAGCUCAGGUACAGUCAUCCCAUUCUGUGGAAGUGGAGGUUGAGCAAGCCCUAGAUCCAAGGUAUAAGGAUAUGAUAUGUUUUAAUUGCGGGGGUCCAGGCCAUUAUGUGGGGAACUAUGUCAAGCCAAAAACCUGCUUCAUUUGCCAGCAAAACCAUAAUGUUAACAACUGUGCGGCUUGGUCAAAAGUUCAGCCCACUGCUGCUUUCUUUGGUAGUGGGGCGCGGGGACUUGGUUUCUACCAUGUAGAUGUGCCUAUUGCUAAUGAGUCGAAGUGGUUAAACUUCCAGAAUUGUGCUGUGGUUAAUAUACUGAAAGGAGAAGUGGACUGGACUGUCCCAAGUUGAUGUAAUUACUUACUGCAACCUUCUGCAAAACUAGACAGUGGCCUUGGCAGAUCAGAGGACUGUCUAGUAAGACCUUUUUGGUCAGGUUUCCCCCAUGGAAGAAAGUGGAGGAUCUCAUUGAGUUGCCUGGGUUCUCCCUGCCUUAGGAUGUUAAUGUCAAUCUAACCGAAUGGAAAGGAGGAUGUGAGCCUUUUGGUGAACUGGUUGAAGCUUGGGUACUAGUGGAGGGCAUCCCUCCCAAGUGGUGUACAUGGAAAGUUUUUGCUCAGAUUGCUUCUCUAUUUGGGGCUCUAACUGAUGUUGAUUGGAAUGGUAUGUUUAGGACUUUCUUUGAAAAUGUCAGGAUUAAGAUUGCUUGCAGAGAUCCAACGAAAAUACCUUUUUGAGAGGUUAAUUGAGAUGAAAAAGAAUUUUUCCUGCUUGGAUUUACUGUUGAGGGUUUUGAGCAGGUGGGUGGGAUUGAUUCUGUCAUUGAUAUUGAAGAUGAUGAGGAGGUAAUGAAGAGGGAGAAGAAGGUGGAGAGGAUCAACUAGAAGAAGGCAAGGAGACCCAUGAAGAACAUAAUUCUGAUGGAUCAGGGGAUGGAGGGCUGGCCAUUGAUGAAUUGGACAAAGCUAUCUUUCCCUCAAAACAUGGAUCUACUAGCAAAAAAAGUGCAAAAGAGUUGGUGUUCUCACCCAUGGAACCCUACCAUGACUCGGAUCAGGACACCUUUGUUCUGGCAUAUUUUUGCUUCUGCUAAAACUGUCAAAACUUCUACAUCUUUUGAUGUGAUUGGGGAGCUGUGUGACCAAAACAAACAAAUGGUGGGCCCACAAAACAGAGCUGAUCCAUAUGUUGAUCAGGGUAAUGAGGAUAUGAUCCAAGGAACUCCUGCUACUAUCUGGAGAAAGGGGAGUGCAACAUUGGAUGGGGAAAAAUCUGAGAGUAUGGACUACUGUGAGGACCUACUUAAAUUUGUGGACUUAUCUGAGUCUGAAAAUGAGGAGCUGACAGAGGAGGAUUUGGGGGUUCUUCCCCCUGAAGCAAUCCAUAUCUUGCAAAGUGAGACACUGAAGAGAUCUCUGCUGGAUUCACUGAAUCAAGCCCAGAAGGAGGGAGUUAUCCCGGAGAAAGGUGUCAAGUGGGGGCCUGUGGUUGCAAAAAAACCUAACACAAGAGGACAUGGGAACAUCAACAUCAUGGAGAAAGCUGCUGCAUACAAGAGGAAAAAGAAUCUGGAGGUUCCUGAGACUUUUAAAGGAGGAAGGAAUUUGGUGGUCUUGGUGUCCCUAAUCUUAGGGAUUUUAACAUGGCCCUCCUAGCUUCUUGGGGGAAAAGGUUAUUUGAUGACAGAGCUAGUGAUUGGAAAAAAAAUUUGGCAUACAAAUACAAUGUUGAUAGUCCCAAUCUGUUUAGUAUUAGAC